This is a messenger RNA of Peromyscus maniculatus bairdii (prairie deer mouse), 2068 nucleotides long. It is a transcript of the gene Rad23a, whose product is annotated as RAD23 nucleotide excision repair protein A. Lineage: Eukaryota; Metazoa; Chordata; Mammalia; Rodentia; Cricetidae. The record is from RefSeq and is a predicted model, not a curated record. Gene Ontology annotation, biological process: nucleotide-excision repair; proteasome-mediated ubiquitin-dependent protein catabolic process. Gene Ontology annotation, cellular component: cytosol; nucleoplasm. Gene Ontology annotation, molecular function: polyubiquitin modification-dependent protein binding; proteasome binding; ubiquitin binding.
GCUUAGAGGCCAUGCUGCGGGCAUAUGACAUCACUAUUGACAGGCAUGACGUCAUCCAGACGACGCGAUGUCUGUCCACAGCAAAGCUCAAAGCUGAAUUGUUUGCGCAUGUCUAAGGUAAGGAAGUGCUACCGCGCAUGCUCCAGAGGUCAGGGAGUGGUUACAAGCGGGUCACACAAGCUGACGAUAUACGCGCGCUUCCCACUUGCCCCGGAAGUGCUUGAAGCACGGCGCAGCUGGGCGCUAAGAUGGCCGCGGCGUGAGUUGCAUGUUGUACGAGGAUCCCGGGCUGCCGCAUUGCUCCGGCCCCGCCAUGGCCGUCACCAUCACACUUAAAACGUUGCAGCAGCAGACCUUCAAGAUACGCAUGGAGCCUGAGGAGACGGUGAAGGUCCUGAAAGAGAAGAUAGAAGCUGAGAAGGGCAGAGAUGCUUUCCCUGUGGCUGGACAGAAACUCAUCUAUGCUGGCAAGAUCUUGAGUGAUGAUGUCCCCAUCAAGGAAUACCAUAUAGAUGAGAAGAACUUUGUGGUUGUCAUGGUGACCAAGGCCAAGGCUGGCCAAGGUACUCCAGCACCCCCGGAGGCCUCGCCCGCUGCUGCCCCGGAGGCCUCUGCACCCUUCCCUCCAGCUCCGGCAUCAGGCAUGUCCCAUCCUCCACCUACCAGCAGAGAGGACAAGAGCCCAUCAGAGGAUUCAGCCACCCCAACAUCUCCAGAAUCCAUUUCUGGCUCUGUUCCCUCUUCAGGUAGCAGCGGGCGAGAGGAAGACGCAGCUUCCACAUUAGUGACUGGCUCUGAGUAUGAGACGAUGCUGACUGAGAUCAUGUCCAUGGGCUACGAGCGGGAGCGGGUUGUGGCCGCAUUGAGGGCCAGCUACAACAACCCCCACAGAGCUGUGGAGUACUUGCUCACGGGAAUUCCCGGAAGCCCCGAACCAGAACAUGGUUCUGUCCAGGAGAGCCAGGUACCCGAACAGCCGGCCACAGAAGCAGGGGAGAACCCCCUGGAGUUCCUGCGCGACCAGCCCCAGUUCCAGAACAUGCGGCAAGUGAUCCAGCAGAACCCAGCGCUGCUCCCAGCACUGCUGCAGCAGCUGGGCCAGGAGAACCCUCAGCUCUUGCAGCAAAUCAGCCGUCACCAGGAGCAGUUCAUCCAGAUGUUGAAUGAGCCCCCUGGAGAGCUGGCGGACAUCUCUGAUGUAGAGGGAGAGGUCGGUGCCGUAGGCGAGGAGGCCCCGCAGAUGAACUACAUCCAGGUGACACCGCAGGAGAAGGAAGCUAUAGAAAGGCUGAAGGCACUGGGCUUUCCAGAGAGCCUGGUGAUCCAGGCCUACUUCGCGUGUGAAAAAAAUGAGAACUUGGCUGCCAACUUCCUCCUGAGUCAGAACUUUGAUGAUGAGUGAUGCUGGGAGGCCAGAAUGCCCCCACCCCACUCCACAAAAGUUUUAUAAAAGAAAAAAGUGUGUGUGUGUAUGUAUAUAUAUAAAAUAUAUACAUACACACACAUACAUAUAUAUAUAUAUAUUCAUGUUUAUUUAAGAGGAAGAAAAAAAUCAAAAACAAUUUAAAAAACAGAAGAAAAAACACCUAGCCCAGAUUCCUACCUUCCUGAAGUGGCCCCUAUUCCCAUCUCAGUCCGACAAGACCUGGGCCAGACAGCUGUCCCCAUCCUCUUAACAGAGCCCAGCCUGCUCAAAGUUGCUGGCAAGACCAGGAGGCGACAGAUGGGCCCCUUUUGGCCUCUGUCCCAGCUCCCUGCAGCCAGAUGGAGAGGCGCCUGCCUGCUUCCCCAUCCCCUGAAGCAUCCCUAAGGACAACCCACCUCCCUCCUCCAUGAUGAGGGGAAGCUGGAGCCCUAAACUUUAUCCUCCAUUGGAGUGGCCCAAAUCUUUCCAUCUGGAGUGGGUUCAUUAGAAGCCCAAGGCCUUCUCCCAGCCUGGCCUUGGCCUCCAGCCUGGAGAGGAGGUAACAUCAGUUCUGAAGGCCAAGGCCAACCCUACCCCAGGACAGAACCACAUCUCUGAUAAAGGUUUUGAAGUGAAUAAAGUUUUAAAAAUGAGCCCUAAAAA